Molecule: messenger RNA, 988 nt
Organism: Cimex lectularius (bed bug)
Lineage: Eukaryota; Metazoa; Arthropoda; Insecta; Hemiptera; Cimicidae
Product: protein lifeguard 3-like
Exons: 2
Coding region: 84-821 (245 amino acids)
Cellular component (GO): membrane
Source: RefSeq, a predicted model, not a curated record
AUACAAUAACAUAUGUUUUAUAGUCGAACUAUUUACACGAAAGAACACAUUUUGGUAUUACUAGAAGUUGAAACAUAGCGAAAAUGGGUCAAAACAUGAGCCUGGAUCCGGCGGCCGAUGAAGCUGGUUACAAAGAAGACAAGUUCGCCGACGAACGUGUCAGGAAGAACUUCGUGUCCAAGGUAUACGGCAUACUUACACUGCAGUUGAUCUUCAGUUCCAUCCUAAUUUUUGGUCUCACGUACGACGAGAAUAUAAGGGAGUGGAUCUUUGACAGGCCGUGGUUAUGCAUCAUUUUUGCUGUGUCGGGAAUAGUGGUGUAUAUGAUUCUGGCUUGCUGUGAUUCCGUCAGGAGAACCGCCCCAUGCAACAGUAUCCUUCUAGCAGUGAUGACAGCCUGCUAUGCUUUGACAGCGGCUACCGCUGCGGCCCAGUAUGAGUUGUUCGUCGUUUACCUGGCGUUUUUAUCAACUGGGCUGAUAACCAUAGUGAUGACACUUUUUGCAAAGUUUGCCCCGUGCGACAUCACCGGUUGCGGACCAGUUUUCUGCAUUGUGGGAUUGGCUAUCCUUGUUUUCGGCAUUGUGGCUAGCAUUGUGUCGAUUUUCAUUUUCGCUCCUAUACUCCAUCUUUUGCUUGCCGGGGUUAUGGUCGUAUUUUUAUCCCUUUACCUCAUUUUCAUCACGCAGCUGAUCAUCGGAGGGAAAAGAGAGUCGAUUAGCCCAGACGAAGUUAUUCUCGCUGUAAUAAUUCUCUACGUAACGAUAAUUGAGCUUUUCAUGUACUUGCUAGCCAUUAUACAAGCUUGCUUCGGAGAAUAAAUCGAUGCCGUUCCUGAAGGUCACCUUCUUCUCUGCCGUCCAAAUUCCUGACUUCAUAUUGACAUGUCCGUGAAGAAGAAACACAAUAGCAGAUUUUUUUGUUAAGUUUUAAAAUAUUGAAAGUGUAAAUUCCGUUGAGUCAUUGUUCAAUACAGAUGUUAAUGCAA